UUCAAGUCUUUAUACACUGUGUACGUCAGGCCCAUACUGGAGUACGCAGCACCAGUUUGGAACCCACAUCUGGUCAAACACAUCAAGAAAUUAGAGAAAGUGCAAAAGUCUGCAACAAGGCUAGUUCCAGAACUAAGGGGAAUGUCCUAUGAAGAAAGGUUAAGGGAAAUCGGUCUGACAACACUGGAGGACAGGAGGGCCAGGGGAGACAUGAUAACUACAUACAAAAUACUGCAUGGAAUAGACAAGGUGGACAGAGACAGAAUGUUCCAGAGAUGGGACACAAAAACAAGGGGUCACAGCUGGAAGCUGAAGACUCAGACGAGUCAAAGGGAUGUUAGGAAGUAUUUCUUCAGUCAUAAUGUUGUCAGGAAGUGAAAUAACAUAGUAAGUGAUGUAGUGAAGGCAGGAACCAUACAUUCAAUUCAAUUCAGUUCAAGUUUAUACUCUAUAGCUUUAAGACAAGGAUGACAAAGCUCAGGGAGCAGAGAGAGAGAGGCCUUAGUAGCGAUCAGUGAAGAGGCGGGGCCAGGAGCUGAGUCUCGACCCCUAUAACCACAAUUAGGUGAGUACACACACCACAAGCUUCCAGAAGAUAAUAGCAGUUCUAUAUUAAGUGUCCAGUGACUAUAUAUGUGUAUAUAUAUUAUAGAAACCAGAAGGAAGGAAGGAAGGGAGGAAAGAAUGAAGAAAGAAAAAGAAUGAAGAAAGAAGAAAGAAAGAAUGAAGAAAGAAAGAAUAAAGAAAGAAAGGAUCCUCCCAGGAAACCUAUUGGGUGGAAUUACCAGUUAAAAACAUCAAAAGAUGACAAGGAAAAGAAUGAUAAAGCAAAUGGUGCAGUUCACAAAACUGAUGACCUAGCUGAUGAUCCAGAAAUUGUUGAAGUAAAGUGCAAUGAAGAUAAGUGCGAACCUUCAAAAGGAAAAGUCCACCCAAAACUUCCAAUUUCCAGUACCAGAUCAGAAAUACGUAAAAUUAUCCGAAACACUUCACAGUCAACUUUAUCUGAUUUUUUUGAACAGGAAAAGAAAAAUAAUAAAAGUGAAAAUAUAAAUACUGAUAAGACUAACUGUGUAAAAGAAAAUAAAUCUAAUUCUUUACAAGAAAAUGAUAAAACAGAAGACAUUGUAGAGGAAAACAGUGAAACAAGUAUAGCAGCACUGGAGAGAUUUGUGUGUCGGUGGGAGGAAGUAAAAUCUGGAAGAGAUGACUUCAAAAUUCGGGAUAAGUUAUGGAAAUAUUAUUACUUAUCCCAUUCCAGCUAUACACACUCCAGAAAGUUUAUCGACAUGAUUGAGGGUGCAACGCGUAAGCUGUCAGUUGACAACAUUUAUGUCGUAAUAAAAGACAUAUUAGACAGUUUGAAACGCUACAAAGAUGUUCCCUUUGGAGACAAGGUAAGUUACACAUGAUUGUUACUUUUUUAUUAUACAGGUGCCCUUUGACUUAGGAUGGUUCGACUUAAGAUAUUUCAACUUUACAAUGGUGCAAAAGCAGUUACAUUUUGGAGAUGAAACUUGAGAUAUUUACCUAGCAUGAAGGUGGCAGGUCCAUAGCUUGUACAGGUGUCCCUCAACAUUCGCGAGGGUUAGGGGAUCAAGAGCCUCGCGAAUGUUGAAAAACCGUGAAUGUUUGGUGCCCCAAUAUAUUGUAGGGAAUUAUAAUACAAUACUGCUUAACUUGUUGAACCAUGAACAAUCAUAAAAUACAUGAAAACGUCGUAAAUUGUACUAAAUAUAUACAUGUUAUGCUUUAAUAACAUGUAUGUUAUUAAAUACCACAGACUCCACCACUGCCUCC
Messenger RNA from Cherax quadricarinatus, 1800 nucleotides. The record is from RefSeq and is a predicted model, not a curated record. NCBI's taxonomy places the organism in Eukaryota, Metazoa, Arthropoda, Malacostraca, Decapoda, Parastacidae.